Melanotaenia boesemani (Boeseman's rainbowfish) is the source of this 3435-nucleotide messenger RNA. It is a transcript of the gene ccdc80l2, whose product is annotated as coiled-coil domain containing 80 like 2. The record is from RefSeq and is a predicted model, not a curated record. Bases 313 to 2502 code for a protein of 729 amino acids. NCBI's taxonomy places the organism in Eukaryota, Metazoa, Chordata, Actinopteri, Atheriniformes, Melanotaeniidae. The transcript is spliced from 12 exons.
CAGCCGUCUCUUUAUCAUCAGGAUUCCAGAUUUGGUUCAGUUUUUCUUUUGUUUUUUUUUUUAUGCAGAAUACUGCAACCUUCAGAGGAGUUUUGAACUGGAUUCAAUGGAAACCUCUCUGCUGGAUGUUUUUUGUCAAACUAUCAAAUAACUUUGAAACAUCUGGCAAAUCCUUUCAGUCUGUCUCAGAUGCUGUCGUGCUUUCUACGAGCUUGAAGUUCUGAGAACACUACAUACGUGCAUUUUCAUUUCUGAGAAUUUGCGAGCUGCUGAACAGUUUCAGCAUUUCAGCAAACCAACUAUUCAAGAAGGAUGGUUCAUUUUUAUACCUCACAUUAUCUGAUGUCUUUUGCCGCCUUGUGGAGCCUCACCUAUCUGGGAUUGCUGGCAGCGUGGCCAAACAUUGCUGGAACCAAACCAAAACACCAGUUUGAUCCAAAUGUGAGAGACUGGGGAGACUACUCAGACCUCCCUCCCAAAACUGAAUUUGGGCUGUGGCUGGAAGAAGACAGUGAGCGUGAGGAAAAUAGGGGAGUUGGAGAAUCAUUAUCAAGUUUGGCUCCGGAGCUGGAUUUCCUGGCAGAAUUUUUAGGUAAAAAGCGGUUGUGGGUGAUAUCAGCUCCAUCACACAAUGAUCACUACCUUCAUAUGAUGGAAAAGCAGCUAGAAGACACAGAUCAGAAAGGGUUGAACUGCCGUUUAGCAGAAAGAGACACCUUUAUCAUCACCAUCAUCCAGAAUGCCAUGAUGGAAGGUCGCAUUCAGAAAACAACUUUUCAAGGGGAUGCCACAGUAGAAAGCUUGGACCCUGACACAGUUACUAAACUGCUGCACUACCUAGAGCUUACUGGCCAAGAAAAAACAUUUAGCAUGUUGGUUAUGAAGAAGAACCUUCAGGUCAGCGAGCGUUUCCCUUACCCAGUCCGUGCUGAGGCAAUUUUAGAGCUCAUCGAUCAGUUCCCCAUGAGGAAACUAGAGAAGAUGACCAGAAAAGGAUCCAAUUUAAGAUGUAAAACCAUGAAAAAGAAAGUUGUGAAAAGAAAGAGGAUGAUGAAGAAGAUGAUGCCAAGCCCUCAGGGACAAGGAAAUGUGACCUCUGUCGUGACCUCACAAAGGAAACCUCUAGAUAAAAAAGCUGUGCUGAAGAGUAAAAUCCAGGACAUACUGAAUGGUCGGUGGAGGUUUGUUAUCCGUAAGGUGCCUGUUGGAUCCACAAAAGGAAAGAAGUCGACCAGUAAUGAUUGGGCCAGCUCUAAAGUGCCCAGUCCUUCAUCAGUCCCAAGUAAUAAUGAAGACGUGGAGAAAGACAGGCCUCACUCCAGCGUAAAAGAGGGAAAGAAACAACACGGAGGGCAAAACACUGAAGAGUUAAAUGUAAAGGGUGUUACACAAGAUAAACACGGCAAUAAGAAAAAGGGGAAAGGGAAGAAAGGAAAGAAAGGAAAAGGAAGAGGGAAAAAGUCCAACACAGAGGCCAGUGAAGAGGAUAAAACAGCCCUGAAGACAUUUUUGGAUCGUUUAAGAGGGUCCAGAAGGCUUAUGCUGAUCUCCACGCCCAGCGGAGAUGCAACGCUGUUCGUCCAGCAGAAUCAGGAGAAUGAGAAGCAGCACUGCGAGCUUGCUAUCAGGAAGAUUACCGUGGCAACCAUUGAGGGUGAAGGAAGUGACGCCACGCUCACACUGCAGCAUCACCAACUCGAGUCAGAACCCUUUCUAAGUGAUCAACUAGACCAGUUCUCACACACAGGCCUGAUCUCUCUGUUGAGAGCAGAGCUCGGCUUGUCGUCUUCAGACCUCUUUUCAAUGACUGUCACGGAUUAUGACAUCAAACGCACCAGAGUCUUUGAGGCUCCUCCAUCAAGCUCAGCUUUGUUCGAGUACAUUGACAACUUCCCUUCAAGGUAUUCAGAGAGAGAGAAAGAAAGGAGGAGCCCUCCACUUUGCUCCAAAGACAUGCAAGACCCUGCAGCUAAGAACUCACUGCUCAGGUUCAUGUCCAAGAGAAGGCUACUACUGAUUUCUGCUCCCUCUGAGGAUGACUACUCUUUUCAACAGCAGCUGUCUGCUCUCAGUGGACAGGAGUGUCAUCUGGGUAUUCGCCACUUCGGCAUGUUAAAGCUGACUGGAAAUGGAAAAAAAGCAUCAGGAACUGUGGAGCUAUUUCCCUUAAAUGGUCGUAGUCAGAGUGAGGUUGAGCCAUUAUCCCACGAGACGGUCAACAAUAUGAGAGAACAGCUAAAGAUCAGUAAAGACUACUUCAGUAUGCUGGUCGUAGGGAAGGAUGGUGAUGUCAAGGCGUGGUUCUCAUCACCUAUGUGGUCCCUGGAUAACAUUUAUGAUCUGGUAGACUCAAUGGAGCUUCGCCUUCAGGAGUGGAAGCUCCAGAGGAGACUGGGGAUCCACUGUCCUGAAGACAGAGGAAGAGAAAGCAGUGAAGCAGAACACAAUCCUGGGUAUGAUGAGGAUAGAGCAGAUUAUACAUACUUGUAUCACCAAUCAUAAAAAUGACAUAAAAACUAUAAUAUCUUCAGGACACAAGAUGCAGCAUACAAAAUGUAAGCAGAUAAAUAUCAUGCAUUUGUUGAAUACUGGAAUCAGUUUAAGAAAAUAAAAAAAAAGCAUAUGUGUAUCCUCUAGCUGUUCUUUGGAAGAGCUGGUGGGUUGGAGUAAUUGGUUGUUUGCAGCAGUGAAACAGAAAGAAGGCUCACUCAUGCUCUAACAGUGCUUUUUGGCAAAGCUUCUGUCCAGUCUGUAUGCAACACAUUGCUUAAAUCAAAGAAAGGCAAAACAUCCCUCUGCUACAAUAUUGUGCUGCCGAGACCAAAACUUUAUUUGAACUAAACACAUGUUCUUUUCAUAGAUUCUUAUGUAAACAUCUGAGCCUGCAGGAAACUAUGUGUCAGUGAAACAGAGUUCCUAUUAUUAAAAAAAAUGCAUCUAUGAACUAUAGUUGUAUUGUGGAGGGUUUUCUUUUAUUACACAUAAGCGAUUAUCUAAUGUCAUCCACCAUGUUUAUUUUAGACUGAGAUUUCUUUUAUGCAGGGAAAGUAGCACACGAAAGCUUGAUUCUUUACCAAAGCAGCAUCUAGAAAAGGGGAGAAAACACUUCUUCUUACAUAGAGCUUAUAGAAAAAAUAUCCAAAGGAAGAUUUAGUUAAUGAUUACAAUAAGAUGACAAGUAGCUUGUCCAGAGGAAAUGUAUCAGUCACUUGUAGCGUGCAUUUCACCUGCAGGAAUGUGGAUGUUAGAUUAUACAAAUGAAGCAGCAUUAUGAUGUACUGAGUCACAAGAAUGCUAUAAAUUCAAAUAAAUAUGUAAAGUAAAAUGAAAAUCCAUCUAUACAUCUAUUUGCUAAACUUACUUAAUCCAAUGUAGGAUUGUGGGGCAGCUGGAGCCUAUCCCAGCAACUGUGUGGGAAUAUAAAAGUGGUAAAUA